Molecule: messenger RNA, 483 nt
Organism: Entamoeba dispar SAW760
Lineage: Eukaryota; Evosea; Mastigamoebida; Endamoebidae
Exons: 1
Coding region: 1-483 (160 amino acids)
Source: RefSeq, a predicted model, not a curated record
AUGGCAUCACAAAUUCUACCUCCACUCAUCUCUGCUAGUGGAAAAAUUAUUGUAACAUUAAUUGCUGGUGGUUUUGGAACAAAAGCAGUUGAAUUAUUUACCAGUUACAAGAAAGCAGACUCAUCAAAAUCAGUAGAGGAGUUGAAACAGGAGUACGAAGAAUUAAAAAAUAAAAACAAAGAAUUAGAAAAUAAACUAAAAACAAAAGAAUGGGAACAUUUCCUUUCUUUAUUAAAAGGAAAAGAUGAUAUAAUUAAACUCGCUGAAUUUUAUAAAAAACAACAUCAAGAAUUUGAAGAACAAAUGAACACCCGUUUACUAGAAAAAGAUAAUCAAAUUAUUUCAUUACAAAAUCAAAUUAAUCAACUUAAAGAUAAAUCAGCAACAAAACCAUCAAAUUGGGAAGUUUAUUUUAAAUGGGGACUAAUUAUUGUCAAUGUAAUAAUAUUAGUUGUUGGUGUAUUAUUACAUUUAACUAAAUAA